Manis javanica (Malayan pangolin) is the source of this 3042-nucleotide messenger RNA. RefSeq names its product CCR4-NOT transcription complex subunit 3 (gene CNOT3). Gene Ontology annotation, cellular component: nucleus; CCR4-NOT core complex. The record is from RefSeq and is a predicted model, not a curated record. NCBI's taxonomy places the organism in Eukaryota, Metazoa, Chordata, Mammalia, Pholidota, Manidae. Gene Ontology annotation, biological process: regulation of DNA-templated transcription.
GAGGAGGGGAGGGCUCCUCCGCCGCCGCCAUCUUGGACCGGGCCCGGUCAGCUUCCGCGGACCCAUCGGCAGACGCCGCGGCCUCCCUUGAGCCCCGACCCCGUCGUCAGAACAACCCCGGGCCCACAUCCCCCAUCCCACUUUCGCCUCGCGUCGCUAUCGCGAUAGCGCCGGGGCCCGGGGCGCGAGAAAAAGGCGGCGGGCGCUCGCCUCCCCCGCCUGUCGCGAUACGCUCCUCAGCGGCGGCGCCAGCUCCUGUGCUCCUGUGCGCAGCAGCAGGCCCCCUGCUGAGAGGUGCGCUGUCCUGACUCGUCCCGACCGGUGGCGUGUUAGUGUCGGGCACAGGUGUGGUCUCAGUCUGGUCCUUGGGUGCCUGUCCCCUGUGGGAGUGAGGCUAAUGCCUUCAUCCCUAGCACCCAGCCGUGUGCCGUGACUUUCUCCUGCUUGAAAACACCCUGUGGAGUAUCGUUUGGGGAGGAGGUGCCCCACGCUCUAGGAGUUCUCUGCUUCCUGGAUCAGAGUCUCAGCAGCGCCCACCUCCAGGGGAGUAUGAGGAGAGUGCGCCUGUAGGGCAGGGAAGAUGGCAGACAAGCGCAAACUGCAAGGUGAGAUCGACCGCUGCCUCAAGAAGGUGUCCGAGGGCGUGGAGCAGUUUGAGGAUAUCUGGCAGAAGCUCCACAAUGCGGCCAACGCAAACCAGAAAGAAAAGUAUGAGGCUGACCUAAAGAAGGAGAUUAAGAAGCUUCAACGUCUGAGGGACCAGAUCAAGACAUGGGUGGCGUCCAACGAGAUCAAGGACAAGAGGCAGCUCAUAGACAACCGCAAGCUCAUUGAGACGCAAAUGGAACGGUUCAAAGUCGUGGAGCGAGAGACCAAGACCAAAGCCUAUAGCAAGGAGGGCCUGGGCCUGGCGCAAAAGGUGGACCCCGCCCAGAAGGAGAAGGAGGAGGUCGGCCAGUGGCUCACGAAUACCAUCGACACCCUGAACAUGCAGGUGGACCAGUUUGAGAGCGAAGUGGAGUCACUGUCCGUGCAGACGCGCAAGAAGAAGGGAGAUAAGGAUCAGAAGCAGGACCGGAUCGAGGGCCUGAAGCGGCACCUAGAGAAGCACCGCUACCACGUGCGCAUGCUGGAGACCAUCCUGCGCAUGCUGGACAAUGACUCCAUCCUGGUGGAUGCCAUCCGCAAGAUCAAGGACGACGUCGAGUACUAUGUCGACUCGUCCCAGGACCCCGACUUCGAGGAAAACGAGUUCCUCUACGACGACCUGGACCUCGAGGACAUUCCACAGGCGCUGGUCGCCACCUCCCCCCCCAGCCACAGCCACAUGGAGGAUGAGAUCUUCAACCAGUCGAGCAGCACACCCACCUCAACCACUUCCAGCUCCCCCAUCCCGCCCAGCCCGGCCAACUGCACCACGGAAAACUCUGAAGAUGACAAGAAGAGGGGACGCUCGACAGACAGCGAGGUCAGCCAGUCUCCGGCCAAAAAUGGCUCCAAGCCUGUCCACAGCAACCAGCACCCUCAGUCCCCGGCUGUGCCGCCCAGCUACCCCUCCGGACCCCCACCUGCCACCUCUGCCCUGAGCACCACCCCUGGCAACAACGGGGCCCCCGCUUCAGCAGCGCCCCCAAGCGCCCUGGGCUCCAAGGCCAGCCCAGCCCCCAGCCACAGCGCAGGCACCCCUGCUCCCUACGCACAGGCUGUGGCCCCGUCGGCCUCCAGCGGGCCCAGCUCCGCCCAGCCACGGCCCCCCAGCGCCCAGCCCGGCGGGGGAGGAGGUGGGGGCGGCAGUAACAGUGGUGGAGGUGGAGGCGCAGGCAAGCAGAACGGCGCCACCAGUUACAGCUCGGUAGUGGCAGACAGCCCAGCAGAGGUGGCUCUCAGCAGCAGUGGAGGCAGCAGUGCCAGCAGCCAGGCGCUGGGCCCUCCAUCUGGCUCCCACAACCCACCUCCCAGCACCUCGAAGGAACCCAGCGCUGCUGCUCCUGCUGGGGCUGGGGGUGUGGCCCCAGGCUCAGGGAACAACUCCGGGGGACCCAGCCUCUUGGUGCCACUUCCUGUGAACCCUCCCAGCUCCCCGACACCCAGCUUCAGCGAGGCCAAGGCAGCUGGCGCCCUGCUCAAUGGGCCUCCGCAGUUCAGCACUGCCCCGGAGAUCAAGGCCCCCGAGCCUCUGAGCUCUUUGAAGUCCAUGGCAGAGCGAGCAGCCAUCAGCUCUGGCAUCGAGGACCCGGUACCCACGCUGCACCUGACCGAGCGAGACAUCAUCCUGAGCAGCACAUCGGCUCCCCCAGCCUCGGCCCAGCCGCCCCUGCAGCUGUCAGAGGUGAACAUCCCACUGUCACUGGGCGUGUGUCCACUGGGGCCUGUGCCCCUCACCAAGGAGCAGCUCUAUCAGCAGGCCAUGGAGGAGGCUGCCUGGCACCAUAUGCCCCACCCCUCGGACUCCGAGCGAAUCCGGCAGUACCUGCCCCGGAACCCUUGCCCGACGCCCCCCUACCACCACCAGAUGCCGCCCCCACACUCGGACACUGUGGAGUUCUACCAGCGCCUGUCAACUGAGACUCUCUUCUUCAUCUUCUAUUAUCUGGAGGGCACAAAGGCACAGUACCUGGCAGCCAAGGCCCUGAAGAAGCAGUCGUGGCGCUUCCACACCAAGUACAUGAUGUGGUUCCAGAGGCACGAGGAGCCCAAGACCAUCACUGACGAGUUCGAGCAGGGCACCUACAUCUACUUUGACUACGAGAAGUGGGGCCAGCGGAAGAAAGAAGGCUUCACCUUUGAGUACCGCUACCUGGAGGACCGGGACCUCCAGUGACACCGGCCCCCCCGCCCCCCUCCCCCCGCAUGCUGAUCCCCUGCCCAGGUGAGGGCCCAGCCCUGGAAGAGGGGGCCACAGCCUCAGGGCAACCCCCACAGGAAGCAGCCCCACCCUGGGGGCCAGGGCAAGGGCUGCCCCCUCCCCUCCCCAGUGAGGGACUUUUUUGGUAAACCUAUUUUCAUUUUGGAAAAUAUUUAUGAAUAAAUAGUUUUAUAUGA